AUGUCCCGCAAGGCCAGCGCCAAUGUGGAGUACACGCUGCGCAGCCUGAGCAACCUCAUGGGCGAGAAGCGGCGGCGGCAGCAGGAGGGCGGCGGCGGCGGCGCGGGGCCCGGCGCGGCGGGCGAGCGCAGCCUCAUCGCCGCCGCCGAGUCGUGCUCCAGCCUGGCGAGCGCGGCGUCGGGCGGCGAGCUGGAGCGCGCGGCGCGGCGCCAGUUCCAGCAGGACGAGACGCCCGCCUUCGUCUACGUGGUGUCCGUCUUCUCGGCCCUGGGGGGCUUCCUCUUCGGCUACGACACCGGCGUGGUGUCCGGGGCGCUGCUGCUCCUCAAGAGGGAGCUCAACCUGGACGCGCUCUGGCAGGAGCUGCUCGUCUCGAGCACGGUGGGCGCCGCGGCGCUCUCGGCGCUGGCGGGCGGCGCCCUCAACGGGCUCUGCGGCCGCCGGCCCUGCAUCCUGCUCGCCUCGUGCCUCUUCACGGCCGGCGCCGCGCUGCUGGCCGCGGCGCGCGACAAGGAGACGCUGCUGGGCGGCCGCGUCGUCGUGGGACUGGGCAUCGGUGUGGCAUCUAUGACAGUACCAGUGUACAUCGCCGAAGUCGCUCCGCCACACUUAAGAGGCAGAUUAGUUACCAUUAAUACGCUCUUCAUCACAGGAGGGCAGUUUUUCGCAAGUGUCAUCGAUGGACUCUUCAGCUACCUCGCAAAGGAUGGAUGGAGGUACAUGUUGGGCCUUUCGGCGUUUCCGGCAGCCCUCCAAUUUCUUGGCUUCCUGUUUCUUCCGGAAAGCCCCCGUUGGCUCAUUCAGAAAGGGCAGACUCAGAGGGCACGGAGGAUYCUCUCCCAGAUGCGUGGGAACCAGGCAAUUGAUGAGGAGUAUGACAGUAUCAAAAACAACAUUGAAGAAGAAGAAAAGGAAGUUGGAGCAGCUGGACCUGUGAUCUGCAGAAUGCUAACAUACCCUCCAACUCGAAGAGCCUUAAUUGUGGGUUGUGGUCUGCAGAUGUUUCAACAGCUGUCAGGCAUUAACACCGUCAUGUACUACAGCGCGACCAUCCUGCAGAUGUCGGGCGUUGAGGACGACAGGCUCGCCAUCUGGCUGGCCGCCCUCACCGCCUUCAUCAACUUCCUCUUCACCCUGGUGGGAGUCUGGCUCGUUGAGCGGAUGGGGCGCCGGAAGCUGACGCUGGGCAGCUUAGCAGGUACUGGUGUAGCACUCAUUAUCCUAGCUUUGGGAUUUUUGCUAUCAGCACAGGUCUCGCCAAGAGUCACACUUACUCCACCAGAUCCUUCACAUCACAACUCUACCUGCACGAAAUACAGUUACUGCAAUGGUUGCAUGUUAGAUCCAGACUGUGGUCUCUGCUACAAACUGAAUAAAUCAAGYGUUGUUGAGUCCUCCUGCAUUCCUGUUGAUAAAGACUCUACAGUGAAAGCAGCUUGGGGCAGGUGCUCAAACGAAACCGUGUUCAAAAAGGAGGAUUUAUUUUGGGCGUACAACUUCUGCCCCACUCCAUACUCAUGGACAGCUCUUAUGGGCCUUAUUUUAUACCUGGUUUUCUUUGCACCUGGGAUGGGCCCUAUGCCCUGGACCGUGAACUCGGAGAUCUACCCGCUGUGGGCGCGGAGCACCGGCAACGCCUGCUCGUCCGGCGUCAACUGGCUCUUCAACGUGCUCGUGUCGCUGACCUUCCUGCACACGGCCGAGUUCCUCACCUACUACGGAGCUUUCUUCCUCUACGCAGGAUUUGCCGGCCUGGGACUCGUCUUCAUCUACGGCUGCCUUCCGGAGACGAAAGGGAAGAAACUGGAGGAAAUUGAAUCUCUGUUUGAGAGCAGGCUCUGUACGUGUGGCACGGCAGAGUCUGAUGAAGGGAGGUACAUUGAGUACAUUCGGGUGAAGGGGAGUAAUUACCAUCUUUCUGACAACGACGCUUCUGAUGUGGAAUAAUUUUCAGCUGCUGAUGCAUUUAAUCAUUUAAAAGCCUUCUGGGGGAAGAGCAGCUCUUUGGUGACCUCACUGCCCUGCUUCUGGUCUGGUUCUCCUUUCUACUGUCUAGUUCCAAAYGCCUUUGUAUUGGGAAGCGCUCCCUCCGGGAGGCAGCUCGAGGUGCCGGUGUUUUCUUGAUAACUCAAAGCAAUGGCUUCCAGAAACGAGCAAAUUCCCUGGUGAUGUGAGCUAAGGAAGCGGGAGCUGUUGCUCCGUGCGAGGUGCCCUGUGCCCCGGGAGCAGGGAAGGCUCCCCGGGACRGUCAGUGCUUCUCCUUACCUUCCAUACUGACAAAAGCUGCAGGAAUUUUGACAGACGUUGGUGUGGGAUGAGGAGGAGAGGGCCGUGCUCCCAGCGUGGGGUGAGGGUGUCCCAAGGCAGGUCACGCAGCAGGAGCCAUCCGGGAGAGCAGCUGCCAAAAUCACCUCUGGGCAGCAGCAAAGCAGCACCCAGACCUGGCCACCCGUGCAGAGGAGCAGGGAGCCAAGUGCCAAACAGAGGCAUCACUUCGCUGGGAAUCAAUUAAUUUUGUCGCCCUUUUCUUGCAUUUGGGGGUGUGCCUGGUCCUGAACGUGAAGUGUGGUGGGCCACGAGAAACAGGGGCAGGUUUUGAGGUCCCUCCUCUUGAGCCCUUCGCUCCCGAGCGAUGACGCUGCCCUCAGCUGACGUGAGCAGSAUCCAGCAGGUGGUCCCUUCAGGUGCCCAUGGGCUUCUGGAUCUGAGGGCUUCUGGAUCUGAGCAGCAAACACUAGCCCUGCACGGGAGCCUGUAGCCCACAUUAUUCAUUGCCUUAUGGGAGCCUUGCAAAGUUGUCAAGAAAAUGCCAGGCACAGAGAUCAAGGUGGCUGCCUUCAGCAUGGCAAUGAAAAUUUUUUAUGGUGUUUGCUCACCUGCCAUGAUUACUUGCCUUGGAAAUUGAAUUUUAUGCUUCUGCAUAAAAUAUGAUGUGUUUUCUCCUUGCCUCACUGCUUUAAUUCUUCAGAGGUGUGAGUUUGAAAGCACUGGAUAUUCAAACUCUUACCUUUGAGAUAAUUUCUUUGUGAAAGAAUGUGAAAACCCCCCUCUGCCUAUAGCCCGUUCCCCAUUUUUGUGGUAAAAAUAGUUAUUUUCAUUGUUUAAAGGUGAAAAAUUAUUGGGUCCAUUCGCUUUUGUGGCUACCAUUGGUGGGCUUUUCUUGGGCUGAAAAACACUUUGAAUGUAAAAGUACUAUGAGAAGGAAACGGGACGUUCGUUACCAAAUUAUUUUUCGGGGAUAAUAUAUGGAUUUCCUUGUUGUUGCAAUGGUGAAACGUGGUGUAGCCUGGCACUGUGCUGCACGGGGCRGGUUACUUCUCUGUUUGAUUACUGAACUUCAGUGAUGGGGGUGUGUGAUUGGGGUGCGUUUGGGGUCUUUUUCACUUGAUUAAUUGAAGAAAUAUUUUUCGAAGGAGCCUUUUAAAGCCCCCCCUGCAGUUUGGCUGGAAUAGAGGGGGAAGUUGUAGGCCAGGGAGCUGCGGAUGCCGCGGGGAGCACGGAGCGCCCGGAGCGCAGCGGGAGCCGGAUCCGCAGCCCUAGAGCGACCCUCUCCUUUAAGCGCACGGCAGGUUUGUGCUCCCGAGCAGCAGCUGUGGGAAACGUCCCGGUCUCCGAAAGCAGCUCCCGCCAGAGCCGCUGCAGAGCGUCUCCGGUAGGGCCAGAUCCCCUUGGAAGCCUUCCCGAAGGGCAGCGCCUGAGCUGGGAGCAAGGGAUACCCGUGGUGUGCGAGGAUGCCGCAGGGUCCAGGGGGUCCAGGUUAUGGAGGUUGUAAAGAUCCGUCUUUGAGGGCCUCGUUGGGAAGAGCCGCAGGGUCCGGAGCAGCGCAGGGAGCCGCGUUUCGCACGCCGGGAUUUGGCACCCGGCUCCGGGCCGGAUUGGGGCAGGUCCCGGAGCGGGAGCCGCSGCCGUGGGCGCAGCCCAAGCGGGAUCUGGAGCGGGACGGGCGCAGCGGGCUCUCGCCGGGGCUGCCCUUGGGCGCUCAGGCCAGGGCAUGAAGCUGCAUUGGAGUGCAGGGUGCCAGAGGCACCGGCUCCUCGUCCUCGCUCCCUCCUUCCCACCCCAAACCGCUGGGCUUCCRUCUUCCUUUUAGGGCCGCUUUCCCAGAGACAACAUUCCAGCCCUUAGGAACACCCGGUAACACCGAGCGUCACGUGCGAGAGAAACGAGAUCAAAUCAAUACUUGAAAUGAAUCUUACUCAAUUAGGGUUUUAUUUUUAGGAUCUGGGGACAUUUCUAGUGCGUGAAGAAAAUUAAAUAAAUGUUUCUAUUUUGCAACAGAUUUUUUAUAUUUUUUUGCAUAUUUUAAGUUUUAAGAGAUUUUGCUAGAGGUCGACUUCCCAACAUUCCAGAUCAAAGGCGGAAAGUCCGAUGUAGCCGAACAAUUCCUUACGACAGGGUUUUCGUUCCUGAAGUAGCAUAAACGGGGUACUUAAGCACAACACGGUUUGGAUGGGAGCUUUCUGCGGGAGGUGUGGAGCCGGCCGGCACCCUCCGUCCGGGUCUGCUGCGCGCCGCGGCGCUCGCAGAGCUGCUUCCACAGCGGGCCAGGAGUUUUGCCUCUCCGUUACGUUCCACAGUCCCAGGUAUUUUCCUACACCCGAUGCUCUUCGCUAUCUUGGUCCAAGAGCGAGCGUGAACGGAACAAUUCCGGAUGUAUUUUUAACCUUUGUAAUUUAAUGCACUUCUAGUAGUUUGUUACCCGKUUUGAAAUUCUAAAGGGUUUUUUAUUUGAGGUAAUUUGCAGCCUGUCCCUUCCCGGUGUCGGCUGCUGACCCAAAGGCAGUUUUCGGAGGCGGGAACAGGGGCGCUUGGGAAGGCGGAGCGGAGCCGGGCCCCGGCGUCCGGCGGUGACAGCCGGACACACAUCAUGGCAGGUGUCCCCCCUCCAAAGCUUGGGAAGGGAAUGUGUUUUUCCCUGUGAAAUCCCUUUGCAGCGCCCCAGGCGCGGGUUUCAGGGGCUGGGCCAGGAAGGGGCAGAGUCGUCGCGGCCCUCGGACAGCAGCCGGAGAGGAGGRCGAGUUCCGCUCCGCACCCUGCGCCGACCACGCUGUCCGUCCGGGCACGUUUUCGGGAGCCAGGCUAUCCAAACGCCCCUGCUCGGCGCUGGGAGCACGGGAGCGGCGCGCACCAGGCCAGAAGCAGCUCAUCCCACAGCGCGUGCUUUACGGCAACAUGUGUUUUUAUUGCGGGUAACAUUUACAGCUUACAUGUAGCCGCUGCCUGCCGAGUGACGGACUUGUCCUCGGGGGGUUCCCAAGCCGCCCUUUCCCGCGCGGAACUCGGCGUGGUUUUUCUGGCUYGCCUGCAGCGCAGCUCGGCAUCGCCCGCCACGGCGUCUCCGUUGUGGCAGUGUCAAAAACGUCAGCACAGUAAAAUCUAGGUGAACGUUGUUCAACAAAUGUUGUUGUUUGUGCUGCUGGGGGUCAGACUCCUUCAAGGCAACUCUAUAUCGAUUUUGCAAGUCUGAGAACUAUCUAUUUUGUGUAUGUUUUCACAUAGAGGAGGAGUUUUUUAUGUGCCAAUGCUCAUUACUGUCGUGUUUUGUACGCGGGUGUUAAUGGUGUUCCGGAGUUCCCUGUAUGAGAACCUGCUGUAGCCGCCGUGACCUGCUCGCGUGACAAACGGCCUGUUGUUCAUCCCGCCCGUUUCUCCAAGGGGUUCCCGUGUCCCCUUCCAUACAGCCCAUCCAUGGCAGGGCGAGCUGGCCCCGAACCGGCCCUCGGCAUCUGGAGCCCGUCGGAAUCCCCCUCUCCUUACACUGCACCGAAGGGAAGUGACACCGGAAUGACGUGGUGCGUGGUUCACUCACACCCCUCAGCUUCCUUUGGAUGGAAUUUUUCAAAAUUUGGUUUGACGUUUCCGAAUAUUCAAAUAAAUCCAAGGCGAGCGCCGCCGAGUGAGGGCUGUGCGUAACGUGCGUUGCUCACAGAUGAAACACGACUUGGGGACGGGUCCCGAUAGAGGCGAUUUCUCCACUGCCUUAAACUGUCUGCAGACCUUGGAGGGGGGUGAAUGUGCAACCGCCACCGGGACUUCCCUCGUCCUGCGGGAUGSAGCCUUGGGAUGCGGGAUGGAGCCUCGGGAUGCGGGCGGAGCGGGGGCUGCGCUGCCCACACGGCAGCUUUUCCUCUGGCAUCUCUCCCUCCUGCAAGCCCCCAACCGCAUCUUCCCGGGAUAAUCCCUGCGUGGAACACCUGAAACAUGACUGGGGACCAAAUCCAUCUUCCCGGGAUAAACCCUGCGUGGAACAUCUGAAACGUGACCGGGGACCAAAUCCAUCUUCCCGGGAUAAUCCCUGCGUGGAACAUCUGAAACGUGACUGGGGACCAAAUCCAUCUUCCCGGGAUAAACCCUGCGUGGAACAUCUACAACAUGACCAGGGACCAAACUGGUAGCAGGACUUUGGAUUGGAUAGGAACAGGCGCAUGAUGCCGUGGGGCCGGCUCUGAUCCCGGAUCCAUGGGACUUUAUUCCGCACAAAGCAGGUCUGGGCAAAACCGGUUGUCAAAUUGUCCGUUCGAGUUAUUCCUUAACAACAUCAGGUUUGUGCCAUUUCCUCCCGCAGCCACUCGAGCCUGUAAUGUAUGGAAGUGUUGUACAUUUUCUGAAACAUAAGUGCUGUAACUUAGUUAAUUGACUUCUGUUCGGAUUGCUUUCCUGAAGU
Molecule: messenger RNA, 6664 nt
Organism: Nothoprocta perdicaria
Lineage: Eukaryota; Metazoa; Chordata; Aves; Tinamiformes; Tinamidae
Gene: SLC2A13
Product: solute carrier family 2 member 13
Exons: 10
Coding region: 1-1947 (648 amino acids)
Biological process (GO): transmembrane transport
Cellular component (GO): membrane
Molecular function (GO): myo-inositol:proton symporter activity
Source: RefSeq, a predicted model, not a curated record